Messenger RNA from Populus nigra (black poplar), 2237 nucleotides. RefSeq lists its product as uncharacterized. The coding region runs from base 1 to 1995 and encodes 664 amino acids. NCBI's taxonomy places the organism in Eukaryota, Viridiplantae, Streptophyta, Magnoliopsida, Malpighiales, Salicaceae. The record is from RefSeq and is a predicted model, not a curated record. The transcript is spliced from 8 exons.
AUGGUACGAAGCAUGUUGAAGCAUACUUUGAAAAGGCUAGUUGUGAAAGGCUACAAUCAAGAGUAUAGAGUUGAUUAUCAAGAGAUUUUUGCACCUGUUGCAAGACAAGAUACAAUUCGGCUGGUUGUUUCAUUAGCUGCACAAAACUCAUGGCCUAUUUUCCAACUUGAUGUGAAAUCGGCCUUCCUUAAUGGUGAACUAAUUGAGCAAGUUUACAUUGAACAGCCCCUCAGUUAUGUGAUAAAAGGCAAUGAUGAGGCUAUGUUUGUUGCUUUUAAGAAUUCUAUAAUGGCUGAUUUUGACAUGACUGAUAUGAGAAAAAUGAAAUAUUUUCUUAGUAUAGAAGUAGCACAAACAGCUACCGGAUUCUUUAUUGGGCAAAAGAAAUAUGCUCAAGAGGUUUUGGAAAGGUUUCACAUGGAGAAUUGUAAUCCAGUUGGGACUCCAACUGAACCAGGAUUGAAGCUCUCAAGAGAUCUUGAUGGAGAAAGGGUUGUUAGUACUUACUUCAAACAAAUUGUUGGAAGUUUAAUGUAUAUGGAAAAACCAACAGAGCUGCAUCUCAAAGCUGCUAAAAGAGUGUUUCGUUACUUGAAAGGAACCACAGAUUUCGGUAUUUUGUACAAGAAAAAUGAAGGAUCUAUUCUGUCUGGUUUCACUGACAGCAAUUAUGCUGGUGAUUUAGACGAUAGUGAAGACCAAGUUGCAGAUAUCCUGACUAAAUCUCUAAAGCUGAAAGCAUUUGAGAAGUUGCGUGGAUUACUUGGAGCGUUGACAAAGCUAGAGUAUCUUGACCUUUGGGGGAGUAACAUAUCUAACAAAGGGGCCACUGUUCUUCAAAAAUUUCCCAAGUUGAAGUUUCUCGGUCUGGCCUGGACCAAUGUUACAAUAUUGCCAAAUUUGUCAUCUCUUGAAUGCUUAAACUUGAGUAACUGCACCAUUAAUUCUGUACUUCAAGGUAAUGGGAAUAAAGCUCAUUUGACUAAGCUUAUAUGCUCUGGAGCUACAUUCACCAACGAGGCUGAAGCAUUCUUGUAUUUCAAUACAUGCUUCCUAUCUUUUCUGGAUGUAUCCAAUUCAUCUCUCAAUGGAUUCUACUUCUUACAUCAUUUGAAAGCAAUGGAAUAUUUGGAUCUCAGCAGUAGCAUGAUAGGUGAUGAUUCAAUUGAAGCGGUUGCAAGUAUAGGAGCAAUUUUGAGAAAUUUAAAUCUCGGCAAAACAAGAGUCACCUCUGCUGGGGUGGCAAUAUUAGUUGGUCAUGUUCCAAAGCUUGAGAAUUUAUCAUUAUCUCACACUCUAGUAGAUGAUUUGGCCAUGUCAUAUAUUGGCAUGAUGCCUUCACUGAAGCUUGUUGAUUUAAACAAUACAAUCAUCAAUGGUUUCAUUCACCAGGAUGGUGCUGAGCCAAAUUUGAUUUCCUCACUGACAGCACUACAUAGCCUUAAAGGUUUGGAAAGUUUGAAUCUAGAAUGCGCCAACAUCAAGGAUGCAGCUGUAGACCCCGUAUCAAACUUUCAAGAAUUGAGGCUUUUAUCUCUCAAAAGUCCUUCCCUUACAGACAUCUCCCUUUACCGCUUGUCAUCUCUACCAAAGAUAAGAAAUCUAGGCAUUCGCGAUGCUGUGCUGACUGACUCUGGGCUAUUUUCAUUCAGACCACCAGCAACUCUUGAAAUGCUGGACCUCAGGGGUUGUUGGCUCUUAACUGAGGAUGCUAUCUUGUCAUUUCGUAAAAGACAUCCUCAAAUUGAAUUAAGGCAUGAGCAUGUUGUCUCUAUAUCAGAUCAAACUGCCCGCCACCGUCUGACUCCACCACGAACAUUUCUAAGACCUCCACAAGUAAACCAGAAACAGGAAAAGUUGAUUGUGUCUCAGUAUUUUAUAGAUCAGAGACUGAAGUAUACCAGAGAGGAGCUUCUUGCAUUACAGUUUCAAUCCUCAUCUCUCGGGUCUCCUUUUGACAAAAGCCAUGCCAAACCCCAGAUGCAGUCGGAUUGAAAAGGUGACUUCAAGGUCAAAUGCCAUGUGUAAUAUUUUGUUAUUGUGACAACAACUGUACUGUAUCAUGCCAGAGCAUAGGUGUUUUAGUUUUAAGUCUUCUAAUAGGAGGCCAGUGCAUUGAUUUUUGUAAACUGUAGUUGGCCGAACUGUUUUGGGGGAUGUAGUGGAUUAUUUAAUUUAAUUUAGGUGAGCGAGAAUGGCGUCUAGUGCAGUGCUGCACAGGCGAGUUGGAUUGGCAA